AAGGCACGGCAGGCGAUUCCUCCCCGCCACUAUCACUUCGACUCCAUUUCCCGCGAAAAACUAAAAUCCCCAUUUUUUGUCCCCUAGUAAACCCUAAUUUGGAAAUCCAAAGAUUCAGUAGAACACCGUUCAAUUAUUAUCUGCAGUAGAAUCAGUAGUGGUCAAAUUUCAGAUUUAUAGGGGGAAAUGAAGGGAGGCACUGUACAGAUUAAUUGGCACGAAACCAAGCCCGUUUUAACCCUCGAUUUCCACCCCCUUUCCGGUCUCCUCUGCACCGGUGGCGCCGACUUUGACAUCAAGCUAUGGAUGAUAAAUUCCAGUGAAGAUCAAAAGAAGUCUCCAGGAGCAACCUAUCAGAACAGCCUUUCAUAUCAUAGUUCUGCUGUCAAUGCACUUCGAUUUUCUCCUUCAGGAGAACAGCUCGCCUCUGGGGCUGAUGGUGGUGAGCUGCUCAUAUGGAAAUUAAAUUCUACUGAUGCUGGCAAAGCAUGGAAAGUCCUCAAGACUUUAGCGUUUCAUCGCAAGGAUUUGCUAGAUCUACAGUGGUCUACUGAUGGUGCAUAUCUUAUUUCUGGAUCAGUAGAUAAUUCCUGCAUUAUAUGGGAUGUUAACAAAGGUUCUGUCCAUCAGAUUUUGGAUGGGCAUUUCCAUUAUGUUCAAGGUGUAGCAUGGGAUCCAUUGAAAAAGUAUGCAGCAUCACUUAGUUCAGAUAGAACUCUCCGUGUUUAUGUCAACAAGCCUACUAAAUCGAAAGGUGUUGAGAAGACGAAUUAUGUUUGUCAGCAUGUAAUUGCAAAGCUAGAAACACAGACGUCUGAAGAGUCUAAGUCUGCUAGAAGUCAUCUUUUCCAUGACGAGACACUCCCGUCUUUCUUUCGAAGAUUAGCAUGGUCUCCUGAUGGAUCAUUCUUAGUGGUUCCUGCAGGUUCUUACAGGCCUACAACUGCUUCCGAAUCAGUAAAUACUGCUUAUGUAUUUUCAAGGAAAAAUCUUUCGAGACCUGCUCUCAUGCUCCCCGGUGCCAGUAAACCUGUUGUGGCUGUACGCUUUUGCCCAAUGACAUUUAAUUUGCGGGGAUUGGAAACAUCCUCAUUGUUCAAGCUCCCCUAUCGCCUUAUUUUUGCGGUGGCCACUUUGAAUUCCUUAUAUGUAUAUGAUACUGAAAGUGUUCAGCCAAUAGCAAUUGUAGCCGGAAUUCAUUAUUCAGCCAUAACUGACAUUGCAUGGUCACCUUGUGGUAAAUAUUUGGCCCUGUCCUCUCAAGACGGUUACUGCACUCUUCUGGAAUUUGAAAAUCAGGAACUUGGAUCACCCAUUUCAUUGCGAGAAGAGAAGCAAGUCGACCAUGAAAAUAAGAACACGGUUCGGAAAUUGGAUGACAGUAUUGUGGAAGUUACUCACGAUGAUAGCAGUGCUUCACAUAGUGGAAAAGGGAAAGAAGAGGACACUGGAAAAGAGAGAGACGAGAAUAAUCUAGAGAAAAAAGUCUCACCAGGUACAAGAACAACCCUGAAUCCAAAUAAGACUGCAAAGAGGCGUAUUACUCCCAUGGCCGUUGAUUGAUUAAAUAUCUCAUCACAUAUGUAAGAUUUACUGCUAUGGUGAAAUGGAAUUUGUUUACUGGCCUGAACCAUCCCCUAUUUAAAGGCAAAAUUCCUAUAUUUCGGUGUAGUUAUUUAUAUCAGACGGAGGAGUGGAAAAAUCCAUUUGAACAAAUUUCAAGCAAGUGAAAUGCUUCGUUUCUUUCUAAGUUUCUAAAUUCUGUUGUCCUUUUUUGUUUAUGACCUUUGUUCCCGUAAUUCUUGUAAGAUGUGAGCACCCUAUAUGGGCUACAGUAUACUCCAAUGUGGUUGUAACGUAAUCGAUGUAGAGCAUGCUUAUGAGAAAAGCGAGAUGUUUCA
Olea europaea var. sylvestris is the source of this 1901-nucleotide messenger RNA. RefSeq names its product chromatin assembly factor 1 subunit FAS2. Lineage: Eukaryota; Viridiplantae; Streptophyta; Magnoliopsida; Lamiales; Oleaceae. The record is from RefSeq and is a predicted model, not a curated record. The transcript is spliced from 12 exons. Gene Ontology annotation, molecular function: protein binding. Bases 187 to 1563 code for a protein of 458 amino acids. Gene Ontology annotation, biological process: nucleosome assembly; DNA replication-dependent chromatin assembly. Gene Ontology annotation, cellular component: nucleus; CAF-1 complex.